Paramecium tetraurelia is the source of this 1539-nucleotide messenger RNA. RefSeq lists its product as uncharacterized. The transcript has a single exon. Gene Ontology annotation, biological process: peptidyl-lysine monomethylation. Gene Ontology annotation, molecular function: protein-lysine N-methyltransferase activity. The record is from RefSeq and is a predicted model, not a curated record. Lineage: Eukaryota; Ciliophora; Oligohymenophorea; Peniculida; Parameciidae.
AUGCAAUAAUUGAAGAAUAAUUACAUUGAUUAUCUAAGAGAGGGAAUUCAGAUGAAUAAAGUGGAAAUGGAAGAUUACGGUGGUAUGUUUGGAAUCAAAGCUGUUGAAAAUAUUGAAUCAGGAGAAUUCCUCAUAAAGGUUUCCCAUACUUUUGCAAUCAGCGCAUUCACAGUAUUCUAAAAUGAAUAAUGUGUAGAUAUUAUGAAGAGGAAUCCUCAUAUCUAUCCAUCAUUGCAAUAAAUUGGUAACAAAAAAAGUGAUUUCCAAACCUUAAUCCUUUAUCUGACAACAUAAAGACAUGGAAAACUAAAACCAAUAUUUGAUGUUUCAGCAAAUCCCAUUUGUUUACUCGACUGUGAUCAACCAAUUCCAUUUGAUUAUUUAAGAGAAUUGAAACAAGAAUUUGAGGAGGAGUAUUAGGCAGCAAAGGCAGAGGUAAUGGAAAUAGGAUUAAAUGCUGAUGAUUAUGAUUGGGCAUAUCGAUAUUGCAUGAAUAGGAGACUAAGUGUUAAUAACGAAUACCCUUUUUCAUUUUUGGUGCCAAUGAUAGAUAUGAUAAAUCAUGGAAAGAAUAAAGCAAUCUUUGGUUUGGAACAAGAAAACUAUAAGCCUGAAGAAUACCAUUAGAAUAAUUAUAUGAAAUUCAAAUACAUUUCCCAAAAUAAGUAUUGGUUUAGUUAGGAAGAUUAAGAAGUAAUAGAGAGUGUAAAAGUAAAUGAGAGUGAGAGAUGCUCCAAAAUAUUGAAUAAAUUAUUAGUAAAAUUGUUUUAGGAAUUACUUAGAACAGGAGCACCAGAUAUUUGGGUUACAAAAUUGAUGAUAGCAGAGGAUUCAGAGGAUGAGGAUGAACCUACUACUGAACAAAGCAACAGUCAAUCACAGUAAUUAAAUACCAAAGAAUCGAAAGUCUAAGCUGCAGUAAAUGAUGAUUAUCUAAGAGAUUAUUAUGAAUAAUCUUUGGAUGAAAGUGAACAUGAUUGGUACACAGAUAUACAGUAAUCAACACUCAAAUGUCCAGCUUAUCUUACAGCAAGAGCAGUGGAUGAUAUUGAAAAAGGAGAGUAAGUCUUAAAUUUGUAUGGAUGUUUGGGCAAUGAGCAUCUAUUGAUGUACUAUGGAUUUGCAAUGAGCAAGAAUAAGUAUGACAGAGUGAAAUUCAGAAUCUUUAUGGAUUGCAAUACGAAGUACGAUUUCCUGACAAACCGUUGAAAAAUUAGUUUAAUUGCAUUACGUACCAUAUAAAGAACUUCUAAAUUUAAACACAAGAGGAAUCAGUCUCAAUUAAUUAACCUCUGAAUUUAAAAUAAAGAAAAGCCAAUUCAAUUUAGAUUUAGUUAAAUUCCUUAGGACCUACGUUAAAUUAUUAGAUGGAGAUGAAUUAAUUAACGAAGAAACGAUCUUAGUUCUAUAUAGAAGAAUUAUUAAUUCUUUAUACAAAAAGAUUUCAGUUCCAAUCAUUCCUAAAGACUCAAAUUGGGGAGAGCAACUUUUUAAUUAUUAACAGUCCAAAGCCAGAAUAUUAAAGGCCCAUUUAGAAAU